GGAGGCGCUGGGCGCGGACAAGCAGGGCACCUUCGGCGUGGACUGCGAGACCUACCACACCGCGGCCACCCUCGGCACGCAGGACGGGGAAGCUGAUGUACGUCAUGCACAACUCCGAGUACCCCCUGAGCUGCUUCGCCCUCUUCGAGAACGGGCCCUGCCUCGUGGCUGAUGCCAACUUUGACACCCUCAUGGUCAAGCUCAAGGGCUUCUUCCAGAACGCCAAGGCCAACAAGAUCGAGAGCCGCGGCACCCGCUACCAGUACUGCGACUUCCUGGUGAAACUGGGCACCGUCACCAUGGGCCCCAGCGCCAGGGGCAUCUCCGUGGAGGUGGAAUACUGCCCCUGUGUGAUCCCCAACGACUGCUGGAACCUGCUGAUGGAGUUCAUGCAGAGCUUCAUGGGCAGCCACACGCCCGGGAUCCCGUCGGUGUUCGGCUCCAAGCACGACAGCACCUACAGCCCCGGGGACACCAUGGUGCAGUACAUGGAGCUCUUCAACAAAAUCCGCAAGCAGCAGCAGGUGCCCGUGGCUGGCAUCAGGUGAAGAAAUUCCCUGCAGCUCCUGCACUCCCAAGUGGGCCACAGGCAGCAGCAGGAUUGCUUUUUUUAUCUCUCGUGAUCUUCCCCAUCUCAGAGUUUUCCGGUGUCCCGGGAGUCCUGCACGGUUUGGGAUUAUUGGAUUAUUGGAUUAUUGGAUCCAUGGUUUCGUGCUUUUUUGGACAGGGAAAAAAGAAAUUCCAGCAGAGCUGCUGUGAUUACAAACAGCUACAGAAGAAAUCGCCUGAAUUUCUGGUUUUUUUCUGAUUUUUUUCAAUUUUUUUUUUCUAUUUUUUCUGUUUUGGUGUUUUGCUGUAUUCCAUCCCAAUAAAACGCUGGGUUUUGGGAGGAGGAGUUGUCCCUGCACAGUGAGGGUUGUGCUGGUUUGUGUUGCUUCAGGAGUUUUAUGCCUCCAGAGCAAACAUUUCCCUGGGGAAAAAAAUCCAGGAAUUCUCACAUUUCCCUGUUCUUACCUUGCCUUCAUCCUCUGUAGCUGAUGGGAAUGUCAAAAUCUGCUGCCUCUCAGUGAAGGCUCUGGAUAAAUUAAAAAAUAAAAGAAAUAAUUCUCUCUAAGCAGGAGCUUAGAGAGAAUUCCAGCUGCUUUAUCCCAUUGUUUUUAAGGUAGGUAAUAAAUAUCCUGUCCCUGCACACCAUUUGAGGAAUCCUGAUGGCUUCAGGUUCCAUGGAAUAAGGAAGGAUUUGGGCAACAAGAGCCAAAAAUUCAUUAUCAGACAUAAUGAUAUCACUUCAAUAUAUUUUUUUU
Molecule: messenger RNA, 1304 nt
Organism: Ficedula albicollis (Collared flycatcher)
Lineage: Eukaryota; Metazoa; Chordata; Aves; Passeriformes; Muscicapidae
Gene: MED20
Product: mediator complex subunit 20
Exons: 4
Coding region: 96-548 (150 amino acids)
Biological process (GO): regulation of transcription by RNA polymerase II
Cellular component (GO): mediator complex
Molecular function (GO): transcription coactivator activity
Source: RefSeq, a predicted model, not a curated record